ACUUUAUUACGUUUUCGCUGGCUUUUGAAACUUUUAGUACGAAUUUUGUCGUCACCGGGGUUAUCACGCGCUGCUUUCGGCUUUCCGGCGUCUUCUCGGACCGUUCGCAUGCUACGAGAGAAGCGAAGCGCUAAAGACAAAAUAAGAUUUUUGUGCAAAAAGUAAACCGAUACAACUAAAAUAGUGAGUGAACAGUUGGUAUCUUCACCUUCCAGUAUUCAAAUAAACAAAAUGCGGCGAAAUCAUCAGUUUUGGAUGAAAACGGAACCAUCCGCCCUGGUUCUGCUGGUGGUAGCAGUAAGCGUUUCAGCGAUAAGGGUAGAUUGGAACACUAACACUGGACCAAUAGUUCCCCCAACCAGUACACCAGCCCCUGUUCCACAGCCACCAUUCCGUGACCCUGCUCCAGUAUGGGAAGAUCAAUCCGACGACAUCCCGAAUCCUAACCCUUACAGGUAUAUUCUACCACCUCCAUCGCGUCCCAAGUACAACGACAUCACCCUGGAGCAGCGCAAACGAUCGCAAGAGCAACAUCAUCAGCAGCCCCAAAAUGGUGCUCAACCUACCCCACAAGCGAAUCCAACGCAAACCUCUUCAACUGCCGCCCCGACGGGACAGAUCAUUGAUAAGCCACAAUCCAACCAGCAACCAGCUUCCGGAGUUAGUGGUGCACCACCGGCACAGCAUUCAACAGUGCACAGUCAGCCAGCUCAACAGCAGCAGCAGCAGCAACAACAACAGCACAUCGUGCCAAGUCUGGCGGUGCAGUACGUGCCAAACAAAGGUCUCAAGUAUUACGCCGUCGUACCGAAACAUACGGAAGUGUCGUACGGAUCUGCCAAGCAGGCCCUACUAGCCACCAACGAUCUCUACCACCAGCAGCAGGCACAGAGCAAGCACGAUAAGUACGAUAAGCUCAACGGAAAGUACAAUCCCAAGCUGAAGAAGUACAAGGCCUACGAGAAGGUUAAAUACAUGCCGUACAUUGUGUAUUAUGAUGCUACCAAGCAGCAGUUUUACUACACUAGCGUUCCUUCAAAUAUGGUCAUAAAUAAUAGUUUGUAAUCUAAAGAGCAGGAGGAAAAGUGUUGGAAAAGUAAAAGUUUACGAAGAAAAAAGACCAUCGUUAGAGAAAAUGAUCCCGUAUCAUGCCAACCAUAUAAAAAUCUUUUCAACACAAAAAAUAAUUUUCUCAAAACAACUGGACUGAAACAUGAAGUCAGCCUCAGGUUGAGUGUUUUUGUUUUGUUACCGAAAUUUUACCAUAUUUACCAGAUGUAUGUGCAUGACGAUUGAUGGUUCGCUUUAACCGGUGGGAAUGUCUAAGCGUAAAAUUAAAAGAAAUAAAAAAAACACGAUAGUUGGACACAACAUGCCAUGUCAAACAUUUCCAUUGAGACAGACAGAGAAGGAAGUCGCAUAGCACAACACAGUACACAGAUGCACAAAGUGAAGCACGCAUUUCAUAUGUUUAGAUGUAGACAAAAGGAUAAAAGUAUGAUAAAACAGGUAAAAGCAUUUGAAGAACUUCUAAUAUAAAGAAAAUGAUGAAAAAUUUAAACACACCGAAGGUACAUUAACGGAAAAUAAAUGACGAAAGCGAAAGAUAGCAACAAAAUGUAAAUAAUGAAGAAGAUAAAAUAAAAACAAAAAAAUUUUUAAAAUUGUAAA
Anopheles funestus (African malaria mosquito) is the source of this 1671-nucleotide messenger RNA. It is a transcript of the gene GV1, whose product is annotated as putative mediator of RNA polymerase II transcription subunit 15. The transcript has 5 exons. The record is from RefSeq and is a predicted model, not a curated record. Lineage: Eukaryota; Metazoa; Arthropoda; Insecta; Diptera; Culicidae. Bases 232 to 1065 code for a protein of 277 amino acids.